This is a messenger RNA of Mycetomoellerius zeteki, 2698 nucleotides long. RefSeq lists its product as uncharacterized. Gene Ontology annotation, biological process: unsaturated fatty acid biosynthetic process. Gene Ontology annotation, molecular function: iron ion binding; stearoyl-CoA 9-desaturase activity. The record is from RefSeq and is a predicted model, not a curated record. The transcript is spliced from 13 exons. The coding region runs from base 630 to 2663 and encodes 677 amino acids. Gene Ontology annotation, cellular component: endoplasmic reticulum membrane. Lineage: Eukaryota; Metazoa; Arthropoda; Insecta; Hymenoptera; Formicidae.
UUGGAGUCCAAAUCACGAGAGCGUAAGUUAUUCUCAGCGAACACGGCGUUUGCAAGAUUUUCAUUGUCAACGUUUGUGAGGUUGGAAAAGUGUUACAAGAUAAGAAGUGAUUGAAAAUAUGAAGGAGAGAUAAUCAAGAUAUUGUGAAUGACAGAGGAUUAUAUGUCCUGAAGAGUCGUGCAGAUUGGCGGAAGUGAAUUUUGUGCGCUUAAAUAUUAAACAUCGAUAGCUGUGAUAAGAGCAAAGGUAAAGGUUUUUGAGAUGUUAUGGGUAGACGGUAGGAACAAACAGGAUGACACAAAAGUAGAAGAAGAACUUGGAAAAGAGUCAAUGAAGUGUUUGUUGAGAAGAUAUGGAUUGAGAAGAUGGAUUAAGAAGAUAGGUAGGUACACCAAAGUAAAAAUUUCCGAGGGAAAAUCCGAGGGAAAGUCGAAGUCCUUGGGUGUACGACGGCAGAAGAUGAGAAGAUGACACCGAGAAGACGAUAAUUGGCGACACUCUUUUUACCUACUCUAACAAAAUAUAGCGUUAAUAGCGCGCUCCAGCGCUCGAGCACAGUCUGUAACUAUCGAUGUGACUUCAAGUACAAUAUAAUUACACUUUAUACGUAAACAGUUAUUGCUAUCAUUAUGCACGAAAUAAUACCAAACAAUUCUCAUGAUGACACGUGUGAUAUUAAGUGCAAAGAAGAAAUUAUUACGAAAAGAGGAGCACAAAAAACGGAUAUCAUAUGGUUUACGGUCUUUUACUUAUUGAUGAUGCACAUCAUUGGACUUUACGGUUUAAUCACGUUCAACUACUUUGAAAAUUUAAGGACGACUUUGUGGUUACUAACCAUAUAUAACUUAGGAUGCAUCGGUACGACUGCUGGUGCUCACAGAUUUUGGUCUCAUCGAUCGUACAGCGCUAAUCUACCGCUCAGACUCAUUCUUUUCGUUUGUUACUGUACAAGUGGAGGGGUCUCUAUUUUUAGUUGGGUACGGAUUCAUCGUGUACAUCACAAAUACGUCGAUACAGAUUUAGAUCCUCACAAUAGCCGACGCGGCUUUUUCUUUUGCCACAUAGGUUGGAUUCUAAGAAGACUCAGACCUGAAAUCGUUCAAAAAUUACGCGAGACUGAUAUGCGGGACGUUUUGGCAGACCCAAUCAUCGCUUUCCAUAAAAAAUAUGUUACGUUGGUGAACUUGAUAUUCUCCUAUGUUUUGCCCACGUUGAUACCAGUUUACUUCUGGGAUGAGACUUGGAACAGAUCCUUCAUUUCACAAGUAGCUCGAGUGUUACUGGUGUUACAUGCAAGCUUUUCCAUAAACAGUUUCGCUCACAUGUGGGGUGCCAAGCCGUAUAACAAAAAUAUACGACCAACAGAGAAUAUGAGUGUAAGUGUAAUUUGUAGUGGCGAAGGAUUCCAUAAUUAUCAUCAUACAUUUCCUUGGGACUAUCGUGCGUCCGAGUUCAAUUGGUAUAUUUUCAAUCACUCGUCGUUUUUCAUCGACAUGUUCGCGAAGAUCGGAUGGGCCUAUAACCUCAAGAAACCGUCGCCCGAGCUUGUAAAACGAGUUGCUACCGAUAAGGGCGAUGGCUCCCGUGCCAAUUGGGACGAAAUUCCAAUGGUGUUACAGAUACAUACUAGACAGUACGACGAGUUACGCGGCAAACUUUGCAGCGGCAGGCGCGGUUCAGUAGAAAAUGACGAAUUAAUGGCAACGGUGAUCAAUAAAAAAUCCGAAAUGAUAAAACCAAGUAUUUUCAAGUUCGAAACUGAUAUAAUAUGGUUUAUUGCUCUCCAAGUCUUUCUAUUGCACGCUAUUGGCAUUUAUGGUUUACUGACUUUCAACUACUUGGAAAAUUUGAUGACUACAAUAUGGAUAAUUCCGAUGUAUAUCAUAUCCAAUAUUGGAGUGUCUGGUGGCGCUCAUCGACUUUGGUCUCACAAGUGCUAUCGAGCAAAAUUACCGUUAAGAAUUCUACUUUUGAUAUGCUUUAGUACAUCUGCACAGAGUACGAUAUGCAGUUGGGUGAAAAAUCAUCGUAUGCACCAUAAGUAUUGCGAUACUAAUGCUGAUCCUCACACUUCUCAACGUGGCUUCUUUUAUGGGCAUGUAGGAUGGGUGUUUAUGAAAGAACAUCCGGAAUUUACUCAAAAGAGCAAACAGCUCGAUUUAUCGGAUAUUUUGUCAGAUCCUGUUGUGAUUUUUGGCGAAAGGUACUUCUUGCUUCUUCAACUUUUUUUUGGUUUUAUCCUACCUACGGCAGUACCUAUUUAUCUAUGGAAUGAGACAUGGAACAGAGCUAUUGUAUCGCAAAUAUUCAUAAGAUACAUGAUUACCUUGAAUGCCGUGUGGUCUAUUAAUAGCAUUGCUCAUGUGUGGGGCACUAAACCAUACGAUAAGAACAUAAAACCGUCAGACAACGAUUUUAUUAAUUUUCUGACAGGAGAAGGUUAUCACAACUUCCACCACGUGUUCCCAUGGGAUUACAGAUCAUCGGAAAAAGGAAAUAAUAGAUUUAAUUACACCACCAUGUUCAUUGAUAUUUGCGCGAAAUUAGGACAAGCAUAUGAUCUUAAAUAUCCGUCCAAUAAUCUUAUAAAAAGUAUUGUAUUAAACAAAGGUGACGGAACCCAUCCUAUGUUCUCCGAAGUACAGAUACCGGAAUCGAACUAGUUGUAAGCUAAAAAAAGUCAGACAAGAUAUAUGCA